AUGGUCUCGCAUUUGAAGAAAGCACAAAUUCGGCUCUCAAAUGCUGAAAGUGCAUUGCACCAGCUGAGGACCGAGCAUGGACAUACUGUAGAAUACCUAAGUGUCCAGUGGGAUCAACAAAGGGCUACUCAGAUGGAUGUAAUCAGCAGGACGGCAAGGGAAAAAAAGGAGCGUAUGAUUGAUCUCCUCAACAUGGAGGAGAAGCUUAUUGAGGCUCGUGAGGACCUCAGGAAGUUGAAACUGAAAAAGAAGCGGGCACGGACAGGUCGGGAGAAGCAGGAACUUCUCAAUAUUCCCCAGUCUUUGGUGCUCAUGGAAACCCAGAUCCACAAUGCGGCGGCUGAGCUGGGAACCCAGGAGUUCUUGGAGCUCACUGGCCUCACAGAUGAUCGAGCAAAGCCCUUGCUGGCUCUCCAAGUAGCUAAGAGUAAGCUCUAUGAGGCGAGGGUGGGUGUCAUUGAGGCUCGACGUCGUGCUGAGCGGACUUCUGGAAGCACAAGCCAGGCACGAAUGGGCGAAAUAAAGUCAAAGAUGAGUAAAGUAUUGAAAGCAAAAUUCAACACCUAUCAUCGACGAGUCAAGGCUUACAACGAAAAGUUUGCACCCACACCUCUCUUGGAUGACCCCUCCCUGGCUGAGGUAGAAAAAAUGGAGAUUACCGAUCUUUUCUGGUCUGGUGGAUCAACUCUUAGUCAUCCAGGUGAGCCAUGGGCAAGCGACCUGCCAACGCGCGAAGGUAUCCAGCUUUACUUGUCCCUACGCUCUUCACGAGAGGAGCUUUGUCGGAUCGCGCGUGAGGUGCGACAGUUGACACAGUGGGCGGUAGAUUACCAGUCAAAGAUUGACUCUAUUGAUCAACAAACUCCUGCUGGCGAAGAUGAAAUAAAUGUUAACACGGCUGCAUCUUUGCGCUUGGGACUAUCAAAGGAAAUGCGCCGGCUUUGGUUCCAUUGGAAUCCAGACCUGGUUACUUUGAUUAGGUCGACUGCAGUGUACCUUAGCAGCGGGUCGAGAUUGAGAGACGAUCAGGUCCUCAUUACUAGAUGGAAAUCACUUAUGGAAGCGCAAUUCGGACAUUGGGAACAAGUUUUAGCGACGAUUGUGGAGGGAGAAGAGCGCGACAUGGUUAAAGAAAACGAAGCCGAGGCAGAGGAAGACGAUUUGUACACUUCCGAGAAUUUUGAAAUGGGGGAAGACGACUUGGAGAAUAUGUGA
Molecule: messenger RNA, 1215 nt
Organism: Melampsora larici-populina 98AG31
Lineage: Eukaryota; Fungi; Basidiomycota; Pucciniomycetes; Pucciniales; Melampsoraceae
Exons: 5
Coding region: 1-1215 (404 amino acids)
Source: RefSeq, a predicted model, not a curated record